Messenger RNA from Carassius carassius (crucian carp), 1611 nucleotides. RefSeq names its product calcium-binding protein 39. Bases 236 to 1261 code for a protein of 341 amino acids. NCBI's taxonomy places the organism in Eukaryota, Metazoa, Chordata, Actinopteri, Cypriniformes, Cyprinidae. The record is from RefSeq and is a predicted model, not a curated record. Gene Ontology annotation, molecular function: protein serine/threonine kinase activator activity. The transcript has 9 exons. Gene Ontology annotation, biological process: intracellular signal transduction.
UGCUGUUCGUGCAGUGGUGCUUGUAGCCUGAACACACACACACAAACACCUAUUCACACACACAAACACCUAUUCACACACACACACGGUUGUCCGCACAAAACAGGCUAAGAAACAACAAACCCAAACAUCAUAUUCCAGGACUUCACGUACAGCACUGUUCUCUAGAGAAAGCCGAAGGAGACUGAGAAAAGGUGGGCUCUCUGCUACCUGUUUGCCCUGGUAACAUCUUGCCAUGCCCUUCCCUUUUGGUAAGUCUCACAAGUGUCCAGCGGACAUUGUGAAGAAUCUAAAAGACAACAUGGCCAUUCUGGAGAAACCGGACCUUUCAGACAAGAAGGCUGAGAAGGCCUCUGAAGAGGUGUCCAAAUCUCUGCUGGCCAUGAAGGAGAUUCUCUACGGCACGAAUGAGAAGGAGCCGCAGACAGAAGCCGUGGCUCAGCUCGCUCAGGAGCUCUACAACAGCGGCCUGCUCAGCACCCUCGUCGCAGAUCUGCAGCUCAUUGACUUUGAGGGUAAGAAAGAUGUGGCGCAGAUCUUUAAUAAUAUUCUGAGACGUCAGAUCGGCACACGGACCCCUACAGUCGAAUACCUGUGCACUCAACAAAAUAUACUCUUCAUGCUGCUUAAAGGUUACGAGUCUCCAGACAUCGCUCUGAACUGUGGGAUCAUGCUGAGGGAAUGCAUACGGCACGAGCCGCUGGCCAAGAUCACCCUCUGCUCAGAGCAGUUCUACGAUUUCUUCAGAUACGUGGAGAUGUCCACCUUCGACAUCGCCUCGGAUGCAUUUGCCACUUUUAAAGAUCUUCUGACGAGACACAAACUGCUCAGCGCUGAGUUUCUGGAGCAGCACUAUGACAGAUUCUUUAGUGAAUAUGAGAAACUUCUUCACUCAGAGAACUAUGUGACUAAGAGGCAGUCGCUAAAGCUUUUGGGAGAGCUGCUUUUGGACCGGCACAACUUCACUAUAAUGACAAAGUACAUAAGCAAACCAGAGAACCUCAAACUCAUGAUGAACCUACUGAGAGACAAGAGCCGCAACAUCCAGUUUGAGGCCUUUCAUGUAUUCAAGGUGUUUGUGGCCAAUCCGAACAAGACCCAGCCAAUCCUCGACAUCCUGCUGAAGAACCAGACCAAACUCAUCGAGUUCCUCGGCAAAUUCCAGAACGAUCGCACCGAGGACGAGCAGUUCGGAGACGAGAAGACCUAUCUGAUCAAACAGAUCCGAGACCUCAAGAGGCCAACCCCGCAGGACGCUUGAGAAGGCCCACGAUUGUAUACCAAUGCAUGGAGGACGUCUAGACAGUCUUUAAGGCAGCGUCUAGACGGUGUUUGGCUCUCUGGGACGUUGAGUGGCCGCAGCGCUGGGCAUGUUUUUGUCUUUUGCAGGAAGUGUCAAAUGCCGUUUGAGCUCGGUGGGUGAGAAAUAUGAAGACAAGGAUGAAAAGUAGUCUUGCUUCGCUGGACAUUCAACCUCUCCCCCUACAAUGUUUUGUUCUCAUGUUUAAAAAAAACAAGCAAAAUGAACCGAAAACAUGGAUGUUGAUGCUGCUGCUUUAUUGCACAUAAAGAAGGAGGGUUUUGUACCUCAUACACAAACAUACACUCAAA